AUGGGCAAGAACGAGGAUUUACCAACCAUUCUAAAUAUCGCAGACAUUGAGAUUUUAACAAGAGAACAAUGUAUUCAUUAUUUAUGGGUCUAUGGUGUUUCAUUUACAAAUAAUGAUACUAUCCCAUUGAAAAAGGAAUUAAAAGAUACAAUUGGUUUCACGUUAAGAAGUGAUUCAAUAUUCGACUUUCAUAUUUUUCGAAAUUAA
Debaryomyces tyrocola is the source of this 207-nucleotide messenger RNA. Lineage: Eukaryota; Fungi; Ascomycota; Pichiomycetes; Serinales; Debaryomycetaceae. The record is from the annotation of a GenBank genome assembly.